CAGCGUUGUAAGGGGAGGGGGGGAAGCUCGGGUCGACGGGUACAGACUCCAUCCCCAUGCAGGCAGCUGCUAAGUUCCUGAACCGCAUCGGGCCAGAGGAGCUGGAGCGCUGCCUGUUCACUGAGACACUGGCACUGGUGGCAGCGGGGGGACAGCCGCAGGGACAUCUCUGGGUGACAGCCCGACAUGCACCCUAUGAGCAGGAGGGCCAGCUGGUGAGGAGCUGCCUCCUGCUCCAGGCCGGCUCCCAGGGGCUGCUGGAUGGCGUGCCAUAUUCCUGCAGGCUCACAGGGUAUGUGUCUAUGCAGCUGGAGACGCUGGAGCAGGAGCAGCACGAGCGCUUGGAGUUUGGAGCACACCCCAUGGAGAGGAAGAUCCACAUGGUACAGCACCCACAUGGAAUGACCGUCACUGUCACCACCCAGGACGGAGAGGCAGACCCACAGCACCAGGUGUUCUCCUACAGCUGGGCCUCGCUGGAGGGGCUGCUGGGGGAGGCUGCCAGUCUGCUGCUGCUGCGGGUGCUGGCGUGCCGCCGUGCCGUGCCCCCCAGCAUCACCUUCCCGGCCAUCGACAAGGAGGGCCACCUCUGCACCACCACCUAUGUGAGACCCUGGGGGGCACGGGUGGCUGACACGAGGAUGACAGGUGGGCACAGAGUGAUUUUGUGUCCCUACAGCGCUCCCUGGGCAUGCGGCAGCAGCCGGUGGGCUCAGCACAGGCGGAAGUAUUGGUGGUGGAGAGAGCCCUGCAUGCUGCCCAGGGCAUUCCGAUGGUGUGGCACUACAGCCUCCUCCCCAGCGGGCAUUUGGCUCGGCAGGUGCAGGUGGGGUGCCCGAUGGUUGCUGUGCUGCAGGAUGCACCUGCUCUCAGCGGCAUGGGUGCAGAGUCCCAGCCUCUCUUCCCAAAGCAGCUGCUGGACUGGGAGGAGGACGCCCAGCUGUGCUCCUGGUUCUUGGACAGGAAGGCAGGGAAAGACCCAGGCUCCCCACCAGCUUGGCACGGGGACGACCCUGUCCUCAACCCUACAGGAGGAGCUGCGAGCGUCCCACAGCACCUACAUUCAGCAGCAUCCUGAGCUCUUUGCACUGCUGGCUGACUUCCUGCAGGCCCUGCUGCUCCGCCAGCCCCCCGACCCCAUCCUCUUUGCUGCAGAAUUCUUUGCUCCCUUUGCCCGCCACCAGCCCCCUGGGCCCAGCUUUGCCUCCUCCGUAUCCCCCAGCCCUUUCUGCAGCAUCUCCUGUCCCAGUCCCCUGGCUCAGGGGGAUUAAAGGUAUCAGCAGUGCUCCUGAAGUUCUCUCGUGUGAUUUGGGGAAACUG
Molecule: messenger RNA, 1320 nt
Organism: Lagopus muta (rock ptarmigan)
Lineage: Eukaryota; Metazoa; Chordata; Aves; Galliformes; Phasianidae
Gene: CATIP
Product: ciliogenesis associated TTC17 interacting protein
Exons: 8
Coding region: 57-1271 (404 amino acids)
Biological process (GO): cilium organization; actin filament polymerization
Source: RefSeq, a predicted model, not a curated record